This is a messenger RNA of Truncatella angustata, 1276 nucleotides long. RefSeq lists its product as uncharacterized. The record is from RefSeq and is a predicted model, not a curated record. Bases 223 to 918 code for a protein of 231 amino acids. Lineage: Eukaryota; Fungi; Ascomycota; Sordariomycetes; Amphisphaeriales; Sporocadaceae. The transcript has a single exon.
UCAUAGCAGUCGGCUCCAUAGGUAAGGGCAGCUGUGAAUUUUGGGUUUCUCUACUAACAUCGGACAGGUGCAUUUGUUCUUAUCUGCUUCGUUGCUUGGAUCAUCUAUCGUACCGUGAAAAAAUCGAGACGAGGACAGGAAUUUAGUGGUGGAAAUGGCGGUUUCAUCAACAAACUCCCAUGGCGUAGGAAUCAGAGUAACGGUGAAUGGGACAGCAGAAGCAUGUACAGGACCAAUGACAUGCCACCACCAUUGUAUGAGAAAGGCAGCCAUAAUUCGAUGGACGGCGCAGGGUUUUAUGGUGCCGACAAGAAGAUGUACCAACAUGAGCGACCAGGGAGCUUGGCUCGUUCAAAUACUGCAAGUUCUCAAAGAAGUCUCCUACCACAGAUGGCUCCUGGACCCAUGGUCAUGAUCCCAGCAGAGCAGUAUAUGGCCAUGAGCCAAGCGCAGUCGCCCAUUGACCAGAGCGAGCAGAACAACACGCUUAGGUCACGAAUGCCGGAUCCUUUCUUUAACCAGUCCGAGUUGGCCCGCCAACCAUCGGAUGCUUAUGAUCCAAACCGGCGGCAGGUCAACAGGGCAAGUGAGCUGUCCUCCCUGUCAUCCGGCUUUGGAGACGGCGAGAUCGUUAUACCUGAGCAGUAUCUCAACAAGCCGCAGCCCGCAGCCACACAAUUACGGCAAUCCAGCAAUUUCAUUACCCGGUUCUCAUGGAUGAGCCGGCGAGAAGCAGGGAAUAGAGAAACUGUCUACACACAAUCCAGCGAGGAUCGGCCUGCCAGGUAUCGAUCGGUGGGAAGUUGGGUCAAUCAACAAACAGGCAGAGUGAAGAGAGCAGACGAGGGUCAGAAGGAGAUCCCGCCCGUCCCUGAGUUGCCGCCGAAUAUGGGUGGAGCAGAACCGACAAGGAGGUGACCGGCCUUGCCUGACCAUGUUCAAUAUUUGUCCUCCAAGGCCGUGCCACCUACUACCAUCUCCUAAUACAGCCACACGGCACCCAGUCCAGGGCGAUACGCAAGAGCUGUGACAUCAAGCAAUUCGCGUCCGACUUGAGAAUGUACAUACUGAUUUCCGUUCCCGUUGGUCCGUUAGUGGACCUUGCAAAGGCAGCGCUCAAGUCUUCUUUAUCUGGCAUAUAUAGCAUGGCAAGGCGUUCGAAUUGGAAAUAGGCUUCUCGUUGAAACCGUUGAUUAUUACAUAAUUUUCAAUCUCUUUGCAUAACUAGUCUAGCUCAAACGAAAAGCUCGACUCUCUUCCCUCUUAGCGGAGCUAC